Messenger RNA from Eucalyptus grandis, 1549 nucleotides. Its product is annotated as WD repeat-containing protein 53. The transcript is spliced from 11 exons. Gene Ontology annotation, molecular function: protein binding. The record is from RefSeq and is a predicted model, not a curated record. Lineage: Eukaryota; Viridiplantae; Streptophyta; Magnoliopsida; Myrtales; Myrtaceae. Bases 36 to 935 code for a protein of 299 amino acids.
UCGGCAAGCGCUGUGAAGAAGAAGGAGAAGAAGCUAUGAGCUCACCGGCGGAGCCGAGACGGCUGAGGGGCCACAGAGCGACGGCGACGUGCUGCAUCGCCUCCCGCGACCGCCCCGGCCUCGUCGCCACUGCCGGCGAAGAUGGUUGCGUUUGCUGGUUCGACAUGCGUUGCAAGGACGUCCAGCUCGUCAUGGAGAUUGGGAAGGAACCCGUAUCGUCCCUGUGUUUCAAGCCUGGUAAGGAGGAUACCAUAUAUGUUUCGUCUGGAAAGGAAGUCAAGUGCUUCGAUGUUCGUCUGGGUACCUCAUGGACGCCAUUGGAGUGUUAUGAUUACAACAAAGAAGAAAUAAACCAGAUUGUAUGCAGCUCAAAGUCAUUCCUUGCUGCAGCAGAUGAUGGUGGCGAGAUAAAGAUUAUUGACAUUCGUCAGCAAUGUCUUUACAAAACAUUAAGAAAUGGCCAUUCAAGUAUUUGUAGCAGCGUGCAGUUUCUCCCUUGGAAACCUUGGGAAGUCAUCACUGGAGGCCUUGAUUCAAAGCUAGUGAUGUGGGACUUCUCCAAAGGGAGACCUUUCAAAGUUGUAGACUUAGGGUCAUCUGAAAUGAAAAGUGGCAGUAGCACAGGGCAAUGCUUCAAUCCUGCUUUUGUUCACUCAAUAGCUGUUCCAGAUGUUGAUAUCCUGGACAAGUUGGGCAAAAUCUGUGUUGUGGCACGGGGUGAUGGUGGCAUCGAUGUAAUGAACAUUGGAUCGGAACUUGCUGCUAGCAGGACAAAAAAUUCUGUUAAACCCCGGAAGGGAUCUCACUCCCAAUCAAGUGAUGCAGAAAAUACAGAUACUCGGGGGAGAUUACACUUGGAUUACACUGUGGGCGGUCAUACUGCUGCUGUUUCUUGUGUGGCAUUUUCGAUGUUUGGUGAGCGGGGAAGUUCAUAAUCUCGGGGAAAUGAUAAAUCCAUCAAGUUGUGGAAUCUGUUCAAGUACAUUGAUAUGGACCAAAGUGGCAGCCAAAGUGAUCAUCGUGAUCUCGUACAUCUGAACAUCAAUCUCAGCAGAAAAGUGAAUUGGCUGUGCACAACUCCUGCUGCAACUGAGAACCUCGUUGUCUGCGACACAACCAAAGUGAUCAAAGUCUAUAGUGUUUCCUAGUUGUGCAGCCCAAAGCUGUGGAAAGCAGGAGCUUCUCUGCCACAUGACGGAGGACACUCUCGAUGAGCUGUUGGCGCUUUUUAUGUUCACGAUUGUCGUAUGCUCGGAAUUUAAGGCGAGACCAGCUGAGGACUUGCCCUCAGGUGAACUGCCAUUACUACUCAGCGAUGCGGCUGCUACAUCCUACAGCAGGAGGGCUGUGAGUCUCCACCGAGCGAAGCUUCAAGAAUGCCCUGGGGUAAUAUAGCGUACUGACCUUUCUUAAAGUUGAAAAUUGAUAUAGUCACGGCGAAUGUUGUGCUUUACAUGGUAAUUUAUCCACCAGAGUUCAUCGGUUUUUAUAUUGAUUAAUAGAAUGGCUGAGAUCAAAUCCAUGUCAUCUCUACUUUCUUUUUGCAUCA